This is a messenger RNA of Mobula hypostoma (lesser devil ray), 9838 nucleotides long. RefSeq names its product carbohydrate (N-acetylglucosamine 6-O) sulfotransferase 7 (gene chst7). The record is from RefSeq and is a predicted model, not a curated record. Lineage: Eukaryota; Metazoa; Chordata; Chondrichthyes; Myliobatiformes; Myliobatidae. Gene Ontology annotation, cellular component: trans-Golgi network; Golgi membrane. Gene Ontology annotation, biological process: carbohydrate metabolic process; N-acetylglucosamine metabolic process. Gene Ontology annotation, molecular function: N-acetylglucosamine 6-O-sulfotransferase activity; chondroitin 6-sulfotransferase activity. The transcript has 2 exons. The coding region runs from base 247 to 1488 and encodes 413 amino acids.
GCGGCUGGGCGGGUUCCCGGCGGUCCUUCCCGCCCUCUUUAUUCAGAUGACGGGCGCACAACCGUCCGUCGCCGUCUCCGUUUCACGGUCAGCUCUCGUAUCCGUGCGCUGGCGCGGAAGCAUCGCAGAGGGGGCGUCCGUUCUCACACCGACGGCAAGAUGAUCAGAACGUGAGCCGCGAGGGGCAACGUAAACAAAAGGCCACUCGGAAAGGAGGAGAGUGAAGCACCGACACGAGCUGAUGAGAUGAAGAGGCUCCACAGCAGGUAUCUGAUCAUCAUUGUCGCUUACUCGGUGUUGCUGCUAACCGUUCCUUACUUGCUGGACUGCAGCAACUCCAGCCGGUCUUCCCGGGAACAUUACUUGCUCCGGGUUUUCCCAAAGGAGGCGGAAGACCCUCGCUCGACGCAAGGCGGCGACGCCAACAGUUCGAUUCCAGGGACGGUGGUCAACAAGAAGCAGCACGUGUACUUGCACGCCACUUGGAGAACGGGGUCCUCGUUCGCGGGAGAGCUCUUCAACCAGCACCCAAGGGUGUUCUAUCUAUACGAGCCCAUGUGGUUGAUGUGGCAGGCUCUGUACCCGGGCGACGCCGAGAGCUUGCAGGGGGCGGUCAGGGACAUGCUACGCUCCCUCUUCCAGUGCGACUUCUCCGUGCUGAAACUCUACUCGUCGCCCGGCCCCUCGGGCUCGUUGACCACCCGCACCAUCUUCGGUUGGAGGAACAACAAAGUCAUCUGCUCGGCGCCUUUGUGCAGCGCCUACAAGAAGGAGCGCGUAGAGCUGGUGGACGCCAGUGUCUGCGAGAAACAGUGCGCGCCCCGGGACAUCAAGGAGUUGGAGACCGAGUGCAGAAAGUAUGACGUGAUGGUGAUUAAGGAUGUAAGAGUCUUGGAUGCGGGGAUUCUGCUCCCCCUGAUGCAGGACCCUUCCCUGAACUUCAAGGUAGUUCAGCUGGUCAGGGAUCCCAGGGCAGUGCACAACUCCCGGAUGAAAUCGAAGCUCUCCCUCGUGAAGGAGAGCAUCCAAGUACUCAGGAGCAGGAAGAAACACGGGAAAGAUCAACGUGCGAUCCCCAGUAGGUCGCAGCGGGCGGACACCUACGUGUCCAACGCUCUGGAGGUGAUUUGUGAGGCUUGGAGCCGAGACCAGGCGCUGGUCAGAAGCUCCCCAGCCUGGAUCACUCGGAGGUAUCUCACCAUUCGCUACGAGGACCUGGUGCUGGAACCAGUGGAUGGGUUGAGGACACUCUACACCUUCGCCAAUCUCACGGUCACUCCCUCUACCGAGGAAUACGUGUUGAACAUGACACGGGGGAUAGGCUACUCUUCGGACAAGCCCUUCCUCAUCUCUUCCAGGGACGCCAAGGAAGCCAUCAGUGCAUGGAAGAAAAGGCUGAGCUUGGUGCAGAUCGAGCAGGUGGAGCAGAAGUGCCAGAAGGCUAUGAAAUUGCUGGGCUACCAAUUAAAGAACGAGCACUACACGUAGACCUACCUCCCAGUUAGUGUUCCGAAGUCAGAUUAAGAUUCACCUAAGCAAAUUUGGGACAGCAUUCAGUUCCAAGCACACAGAAAUAGAUAAACCCACUCUCGUAACUGGCACCAUUCACUUGCUCUCUCUUCUUUUCCACCUUCCUGGAAUUACGCACCGUGUUGCAUUUUCAAAAACUGAUGAAAAUGUUGCAGCAGAACAUUUGAAUUCUGAAAUACUAAUUGAUUUGACACCAGAGAAGAGAUUUUUAUUUUGUUAAAUGUAACAGGGCACACAGUUAAAGGGAGUAUGGUUACACUCAGAGUUAGUUGGUGAGUAGAAAAGUAAAUUGGUUUCUUGAAAAGAAGGAUGAGAUGCAUGUUGUUCCACAAGACUGCAUUGGGGUUCAUCUCAUUUUAAUUUUCACGUUCACCAAGUUAUUUGGAUUUGCAAAUUAGAAGGUUUAACUUGGAGAGAGUAUUGUUACAAGUUUGUGAAAAAUUCAAGAAGACAUGCUUUCGUAUGAAUAAUAACAGGUGAAGUUUGCAGUUUGCAAAAAUGUUUUUUGAAUGAAAAACUAGCGAAGAGAGAUUCAUUCUAAAUUGUAAGAUUUUAUGUGGAAUAGAAGUUGAUAAAAGUAGCACUACAAGCAGAUAUAAUAAUAUUAAGAGAUAAAUUAUAAUUGGCUUCCAAUCUAGAAGCAUAGAAUACGAAUACAAGGGUGUAAGAUUGAACCUACACACAACCAAAAGUUCAAAGUAAAUUUAUUAUCAAAGUAUGUAUAUCAUAUACAGCCUUGAGAUUCACCUUCUUGUGAGCAGCCACAAAACAGAAAUGAAAUAGAAUCCACGGAAACCCCAGAAAACCAAGAAUUGAAAAACGUCCAAUGUGCAAAAAAAAAAUCGUGCUAACAUUUAAAAAAGUAAAGAAGUAAUGCACAGAACAUGAGCCACAAAGUCCGCUGAAAGUGAGUCCACAGCCACCAUAAUUAAGCUGAGGCUGGAAGACUGUUUGCACUUUUGUGUGUUCAAUUAUAAUCAACAUUUCUGGGUUGUGUAUAAAGAGAAAACGGAUUAUGAGGUUAAAAUUUACUAGAUCUUUGAAGAGAAAUUUAGGAUUAAAUGGUGCAUUGCAAUUCUCAGAUUACUAGACCACAAACACAUAGUAGAUGACAGUUGUGAACAGGCUUGGAAAGUUAGGCUUUUAACCAGAGCUGAGGAUUAGGGUUGAAGUAAUUAAGAAGCACCAUCAUUAUGUUUCUAAAGUAACUAAUGAGAACCAGAAAUGUGUUUAAGGAAGUAACAAAAGUUGAAUAGGAGGGAUGUUUGAGAAAGUCUCCUCGAAAAGUAAAGGCCGAAUGCGAUCUUUAACAUUUUUCUUAAAAAAAAGGGUUCUUGAAUGAGAACAUACAUUAAAAAAAGGAAAUAAAAGAAAGGGAUUGGACAGAAGAAGUUAGAUGGGAUUGAGAAAGGAUUACAAGGCAGAAAUGGCUAAAACAAAGGGCUGUUGUUUAUUUAUAUACACACAUUCUUUCUCUCUCUCUCUCUCUCUCCUUUUUUGCCCUCUGUCCGUCUGACUAUACCCCUUGCCCAUCCUCUGGGUUCCCCCCCCCCUUUUCCUUCUCCCUGGGCCUCCUGUCCCAUGAUCCUCUCAUAUCCCUUUUGCCAAUCACCUGUCCAGCUCUUGGCUCCAUCCCUCCCCCUCCUGUCUUCUCCUAUCAUUUUGGGUCUCCCCCUCCCCUUCCCACUUUCAAAUCUCUUACUAGCACUUUCUUUGGUUAAUCCUGACAAAGGGUCUCGGCCCGAAACGUCGACGGUACCUCUUCCUAGAGAUGCUGCCUGGCCUGCUGCGUUCACCAGCAACUUUGAUGUGUGUUGCUUGACAUAAUUUUAAGAUGAUUGGAGGAAAGUAUGAGAGAGGUGUCAGAGGUAAGUUUCCACAGAGAGUGUGGGUUUGUGGAACACCUGCCAGGGGAUGUGGUACAGGCAGGUGCAUUAAGAACAUUUAAGGAACAUUUAGAUGGAUGUUAGAGAAGUGGAGGGCUAUGUAGGAUGGAAGGGUUGAUUGAUCUUAGAGUGGGUUCAAAAGUCAGCACAACAUUGUGGGCUGAAUGGCCUGGACUUGGCUGUAAUGUUUUAUGUACUAUGCAGACAAUCACAAUGAAGGCACAAUGAGCUGAAUUUCUCUGCUGGGAUAUUCCAUCUACUCAAGUGGUGGUUGGGAUCAGCUGACUCAGAACGAACUGGGAAUAGAAUCUGACGUACAGUUCUACAGGUGCCCACAUUCUUUGAACACUUCACUCCAGAUGGCCCCUGAUUCUCAAUGGAACAGUAUAAAAAAAUCUGUGGAGCUUGUUGCUACAAAGAACUGUGGAGGUAAAGUUAUUGGGUGUAAUUAAAGCAGAGAGAGAUGGGUUCUCGCCUGCUUAUCUCUUCCCCCUCGUGCCCCUCCUCAUUCCCUUUCUCCUGCAGUCCACUCUCAUCUCCUACCAGAUUCCUUCUUCUCUAGCCCUUUACCUUUCUUACCCACCUGGCUUCGCCUUUCACCUUCAGGCCAUCCUCCUUCUCCUCCCUCCACCUUUUUAUUCUGGAGUUACCAUCAUUCACAUAUGUCAUGAAAUUUGAUUUUUUUUUUGGCAGCAUUAUAGUACAAUACAUAAAAUUACUACUGUGAAAAAGUCUUAGGCACCUACAUGUAGCUAGGGUGCCUACCACUUUUGCACAGUACUAUCGACCAUUCAGCCCAUCUAGUUUGCUCUGCCAUUUAUUAUUCCUCUCACCCUGAACCGCCCUUCAUCGGUCGACCAGGCUGCUCUGAACCAAAUCCCCCAACAGCCUAUUCAUGAGGAACUAGAUGAUCCUCCCUCGAUAGAUGAAGUCAAGAAGGCUAUCACACAGGUGAGCAGUGGCAAGGCACCAGGCAAGGAUGGAAUACCUGCUGAACUGUACAAGGCACUCAGCAAGGAAUCACUUGAGGCUUUCCACAGCACCCUGACUAGCAUUUGGGAAGAAAAAGCGAUGCCCCCUGACCUCAGAGAUGCAACAAUAAUCACCCUCUACAAAAAUAAAGGUUCAAGGACCGACUGUGGGAACUACAGAGGCAUCUCACUACUUUCCAUUGCCGGAAAAUCCUCACCUGCAUCACCCUCAACAGACUGAUUCCAACAGUGUCAGAAGAGAACCUUCCCAAGUUGCAAUGCGACUUUCGUCCCAAAUGCAGCACUGUCGACAUGAUCUUCACAGUGAGACAGAUACAGGAGAAGUGCCUGGAACAGAACAUGAUUAUACUCUGUCUUCAUUGAUCUGACGAAGGCGUUUGACACGGUCAACAGAAACACGCUGUGGAUCAUCCUUAGAAAGCUUGGCUGCCCACAGAAAUUCACUGCACUCAUCCACCUGCUCCACGAUGGCAUGACAGGAGAAGUGUUCUCAGAUGGUUCCCCAUCUGAGACUUUCAACAUCUCAAAUGGCGUGAAGCAAGGGUGCGUUUUAGCACCAGUGCUCUUCAAUCUCUUUUUCACCCAAGUGCUGAAGCAUGCUGUUAAGGACCUAGACCUGGGUAUUUACAUAAGAUAUCGCCUAGACGGAGCUGAUGUUUGACCUGAGACACCUUGCUGCAAAGACCAAAACGUUGAGGAAGCUCAUCACUGAAGCCCUGUUUGCUGAUGACUGUGCCCUCAUGGCCCACCAGGAGUACCACAGGCAGACGAUUGUGGACAAGUUCUCCGCAGCCUCAAAGCUGUUUGGCUUGACAAUCAGCCUCAGUAAGACGGAAGUUCUCCUACAACCUGCACCAAACAGUCACCCUCCUCAGCCAUGCAUCACCAUCGACGAUACUGUCCUGAAGAAUGUGGAGAGCUUCAAGUAUCUAGGAAGCACCAUCUCCAUUGACGGAUCCCUUGACAAAGAGAUCAUAGCAAGGAUCCAGAAAACCAGCCAGGCACUUGGGAAACUCUGUGUCAAAGUUCUGGAGCACAAGGACAUUCAGCUUUCAACCAAGCUCAAGGUGUACAAGGCUGUGGUCCUCGCCUCUCUCCUGUACGGCUGCGAAACCUGGACCCUGUACCGCAGGCAGAUCAAACAGCUGGAGCAGUUUCACAUGCGAUCUCUGCGGUCGAUCUUGAGGAUUCAAUGGCAGGACUGAAUCACCAACCAGCAAGUCCUUGACAGAGUCAACAGCACAAGCAUUGAGGCAAGGAACCUCCAGGCCCAGCUACACUGGACUGGCCAUGUAAUCCACAUGGGUGAAACAAGAAUUCCCAGGCAGCUGCUCUACUGUGAGCUUGAGCAUGGCAGUUGCUAUCAGGGCCGCCCCAAAAAAAGAUUCAAAGACAAUCUGAAAUCGUACAGCAAAUGGGCAGACCUCCAGCCUCGACAACUUGAGGUGUCUGCAGCCAAUAGGGCUGCGUGGCGCGCCCUGAUUAGAAACGCUGCAUGUGACUGAGGAUGACUGAAAUCAGCGCCUUGCAGCAGCACGAGACCAAUGCCACAAAGCUGUGUAUGCACCUGUUCUAACAACCGCCAUUCCACGUCCAACCUGCAACCGCAUGUGUGCUUCGGCCUUCGGCCUCCGAAGUCACAUGCGUAUCCACAGAUGAGUGCACAAUGUUUAGUCUUCCUCAGACCCCGAGAGACAGCCAUCAACAACCUCAUUCUCCCUCCUUCUCCCCUUAACCUUUGAUGCCCUUACUAAACAUGAACCUAUCAAUCUCCGCUUUAAGUAUACCCAGUAAUAUCAGUGAUGAUAAUCCUGAUUUUGAUACACAACGUAGGUUAUAGGAAACUUGCUCGUAGCAGAGGGCGUUGUUUUAAGAGACUGAGAAGGAUGGUUGGAAUCUGCAACGUGCUUGCUGGAUGGCCGGUGGAGGCAAGAGAUUCACAACAUUUGAUAAGUAACAACAUCAGGAUCAAACUGGAAGGCUGGAAAAUAUGAUUAGUGUACAGAGGUACGACAGGGUGGGCCAAAGGGCCUAUUUCUGUGUUAUGCCUUCUUCACUCUUUGAAGGAACCUCACAAACCAGACUGACUAAGUUACUGCACUUGCAUUUAGUGGGUUGAACAGCUGAUCGGAGAAUGAGUUCACAUCCCAUCAUAGUGACAGGAAUUUAAAUUAAGUAAUUAGAUAUCCCUGGAAUUGAAAGAAGUUCAUAGUAGAAAAAACAAAGCAACAAGACUGUGGUAAAGUUCAUUUGUUUUUGCCCGUUAUCCCUAUACAUGUAACUCCAUACCAAUCUAUAUACCUGACUCAACCACUGCCUCAUUUUAGGGAAUUAGUCCAUAGCACCACAACGCAUGGGAACAGAACAAGGCCACUCAGCUCACCGAACCCACCACACCACUCCACCAGGGUCGAUCCACCACCCUUCUCAACCCCACUCUCCCGUCCCUGCCCACGACCCUCGACAUCCUUACCCAACAAAAGCCUAACAACUUCUGCUUUAAAUAUGCCCGGUGACUUGGCCGCCUCAGCUGUCUGUGGCAAUGAACUCCACAGCUUCACCAUCCUGUGGCUAACAAAAUUCCUCCUCAUUUCUGAUAUAAAUUCUUCAAUUCUGAGGCUAUGCCCUCAAGUCCUGGACACUCCCACUAUAGGCACCAUCCUCUCCACGUCCACUCUAGGCUUUCAAUAUUUGAAAGCACCCCCCCCCCCCCAGUUCUUCUAAACUCCAGCAAGUACAGGCCCAGGGCCAUCAUUUGCCCAUCAUUGGUUAAUGCUUUCAUUCUUGGGAUCAUUCCGUUCAUUCCGGUGAACCUUGCCUGGACCCUCUCCAAUGCCAGCACAUCAUUUUUUAAGUGGCCCAAAACUGCUCAUAAUACUCCAUUCGUCUGACAAAUGCCUUGUAAAGCCUCAGUAUUACAUCCUAGCUUCUUAUUCUAGUCCUCUUGAAAUGAAUGCUAGCAUUGCAUUUGCCUUUCGUUCCAUUGACUGAAACUUUAGGGAAUCCUGCAUGGGGACUCCCAAGUACCUUUGCACCUCUGAUUUUUGAAUUUUCUUCCUGUUUAGAAAGUAAUCCAUGUCUUUAUUCCUUCUGCCAGAGUGCAUGACCAUGCACUUUCGUAUACUGAAUUCCAUCUGCCACUUCUUUGUCCAAAUAAACAACAUCCACUGAUUCUUCUUUGUCUAUCCUGCCUUUUAUUUCCUUAACGAAUUCCAGCAGGUUUGUCAGGCAAUAUUUCCACUUAAGGAAACCAUGCUGGCUUUGGCCUAUUUUAUCAUGUGUCUCCAAGUACCCCUCACCCUUAUUAAAGGACUCCCAACAUCUUCCCAACCACUGAAGUCAGGUUAACUGGCCUAUAAUUUCCUGACUUUUGCCUUCCUCCUUUCUUAAAGAGUGCAGUGACAUUUGCAUUUUUUCCAGUCCUCCAAAACCAUUCCAGAAGCAAGUGAUUUUUGAACGAUCACUACUAAUGCCUCCACAAUCUUUUCAACUACUUCUUUCAGAACCCUGGGGUGCCAUACAUUGAGUCCAUGCGACCUAUUUACCUUCUGACCAUUCAACUUCCCAAGCACCUUCUCCCUAGCAAUAGGAACAACACUCAGUUCUGCCCCCUGACACUCUCUAAUUUCUGGCAUUCUAGUGUCUUCCAUAGUGAAGACUCAUGCAAAAUACUUAUUAAGUUCAUCGGCCAUUUCUUUGCCCCCAUUUCUAACUCUCCAGCAUAAUUUUCCAACAUUCUGAUUAUACACUCUCGCCUGUCUUUUACUCAUUAUAUAUUUGAAAUAGCUUUUGGUAUCUGUUUUAUAUUAUUGGCUGAUUUCAUAUUCCAUCUUUUCUCUCCUUAUUUCUUUUUCAGUUGCCUUCUGUUGAUUUUUUAAAUCCUCGAGCAUCCCACUAAUUUUUUUCUAUGUCAUAUACCCUCUUUUCCUUUUAUGCUGUCUUUGGCUUCCUGUCAGCCACGGUUGCCUCAUCCCUCCCUUUACUUAUUCUUUGGGAUGGAUCAACCCUGCACCUUCUUAGUUGCUCCCAGAAACUCCAGCCAUUGCUAUUCUGCUUUCACCCCUGUCUCCUUACAAACAACUUUGGCCAGUUCCUCUCUGAUAUCUGUCUAAUUCCCUUUACUCCACUUUAAUUACUGAUACAUCUGAUUUCAGAUUCUCCCUCAGACUGCAGGAUGAUUUUUAUCAUAUGGUCAUUGUCUUCUGAGGGUUCCUUCACCUUAAGCUCCCUAAUCAAGACUGAUUCAUUACAGAAUACCCAGUCCACAAUUGCCUUUGCACUGGUGGCUUGAUCCACAAGGUGCUCUAACAAGGCAUCUCAUAGGCAUUCUACAAAUUCCUUCUUGGGAUCCAGCACCAACUUGAUUUUUCCAAUCUACCUGCAGAUUGAAAUACUCAUGAAUAUCAAAACAUUGCUUUUUUUACAUGCCUUUUCUAUACUCCCACUGUAAUUUGUACCUCAUGUACAAUUACUACUGUUCAGAGGCCUGUAUACAACUCACAUCAGGAUUUUUUUUACCCUUACAGUUUAUUAACUCUAUCCACAAGGAUUCUACAUCUUCUGAUCCUAUGUCACCUCUUUUUAAGAAUUUAAUUUCAUUUUUUACCAACAGAGCCACCUCACUCCCUCUGCCUACCUACCUGUCCUUUCAAUACAAUGUGUAUCCUUGGAUGCUAAGCUUCCAGCUAUGAUUUUCUUUCUGCCAUGAUUCAGUGAUGCCCACAACGUCCUACGUGUCAAUCUGUAACUGCUACAAGUUCAUCUACCUUAUUCUGUAUACUGUGUGCAUUCAAAUAUAACACCUUCAGUCCUGUACUCGUCACCCUUUUCAAUUUUGCCCCAGUGUUACACUUCAACUCAUCCCACCGACUACAAUUUUGCCCGAUCAUCUGCCUGUCCUUCCUGACAGUUUCACUAUGCACUAUAUGUACUUGUAUACCAUCGGCCCCAUCCUUAGCCCUCUGGUUCCCAUCCCACUGACAAAUUAGUUUAAACCCUCCCCAUCAGCCCUAGCAAACCUGCCGGCAAGGAUAUUGGUUCCCCUCGAGUUCAGGUGUAACCCAUUCUUUUUGUGCAGGUCAGACAGAAGAGAUCCCAGUGAUGCAAAAAUAUGAAACUCUGCCACCUGCACCAAUUCUUAAGCCACACACUCAUCUGCCAAAUCAUCCUAUUCUUACCAGUCCAGAGAUUAUUACCCUGGAAGUCCUGUUUUUACAGCUUUUUAUCUAAUUCCCUAUAUUCUCUCUUCAAGAUCUCCCCCUUUUUCCUACCUAUGUCAUAGGUACCAUCCUCCCCCUUUAGAAUGCUGUGGACCCAAUCCAAGACAUCCCUGACUAGCACCUGAGAGGUAACGUUCAAUCUAACUGUCUCUUUCAUGUCCAUAGAAUCUCCUGUCUGCUCCUCUAACAAUGGAAUCCCCUAUUACUACUG